GAGGACGAGAAGCUCGCGCGGCAGGGCAGCCGCGUGUCGGCCCUCGCCUUGGGAGCGCACGGAAGGCCGGGCGCCAGCAGCCGGGCAGACCUCCGCCGGGUGGCCAACGGGACGGCUCGGGCGUGCUCAAUGGCGACUCGCGCUGGAGCGGGCGUUGGUGGCAGCCAUCGCCGAUGCCGCGCCUCUGUCCCUGGGCCGCGCUGCGGGCUCUGCGUGGCAACCCCGUUGCCGACGACGAGGAAGGCCGCCAGUGCUGGCGGGGAGCGGUUGAGUUGCGAGACGUGGCAUCAUACGAAGCUGAUUUGUCCAAGCG
Molecule: messenger RNA, 313 nt
Organism: Prorocentrum cordatum
Lineage: Eukaryota; Dinophyceae; Prorocentrales; Prorocentraceae
Source: the annotation of a GenBank genome assembly